ACAAAAAAAGCCGCGUGAAAAAACUACGACGUGAUUAAGACGAACGUAGAGAGAGAGAGACAAACUAAUUUCUGUCACUUUUUUGUAACAUAAUAAUUCAAUAACAAUAUGAAUAUCCGCUGUGCAAAACCUGAGGAUCUCAUGAAUAUGCAACAUUGCAAUUUGCUUUGUUUGCCCGAAAACUAUCAAAUGAAAUACUAUUUCUAUCAUGGUUUAACCUGGCCACAGCUCAGCUAUGUUGCCGAAGAUGACAAGGGCAAUAUUGUUGGUUAUGUUUUGGCAAAAAUGGAAGAGCCCGAACCGAAUGAAGAAAGUAAACAUGGUCAUAUUACGUCGUUAGCUGUAAAACGUUCAUAUCGCCGAUUGGGACUGGCUCAAAAGCUCAUGAAUCAAGCCUCACAAGCAAUGGUCGAAUGCUUUGAUGCACAAUAUGUAUCGUUACAUGUACGGAAAAGCAAUCGUGCCGCAUUGAAUUUGUACACAAACUCAUUAUGCUUUAAGAUUCUGGAAAUCGAACCAAAAUAUUAUGCAGACGGUGAAGAUGCGUACUCAAUGCGACGAGACUUAUCCGAAAUUGCAAAAGAAUUAGACCCAGAGAAAGCCAUAGAUACCAACGAAACCAGCAAUGAAAUUGUGUUUAAAACUAAAUCACAUUCAGACGGUCAUGGACAUGCCCAUCACGAUGGCCAUUGUUGCUCUUAAACCCCGCCAACACUUUUUUUUUUGUUUUUUUCCUAUGAUUUAGUUCGUUUGUUCCAUCAACCAAACUCACUCAAUUGUUGACGAUAGAGUUUGAUAACAACAAAUUAUUCAAUAAAAUACGCGAAAAAAACGGGA
Molecule: messenger RNA, 837 nt
Organism: Contarinia nasturtii (swede midge)
Lineage: Eukaryota; Metazoa; Arthropoda; Insecta; Diptera; Cecidomyiidae
Gene: vnc
Product: N-alpha-acetyltransferase daf-31
Exons: 1
Coding region: 109-702 (197 amino acids)
Biological process (GO): N-terminal peptidyl-glutamic acid acetylation
Cellular component (GO): NatA complex
Molecular function (GO): protein-N-terminal-glutamate acetyltransferase activity; protein N-terminal-serine acetyltransferase activity
Source: RefSeq, a predicted model, not a curated record